Annulohypoxylon maeteangense is the source of this 683-nucleotide messenger RNA. RefSeq lists its product as uncharacterized. The coding region runs from base 186 to 575 and encodes 129 amino acids. Lineage: Eukaryota; Fungi; Ascomycota; Sordariomycetes; Xylariales; Hypoxylaceae. The record is from RefSeq and is a predicted model, not a curated record. The transcript is spliced from 2 exons.
ACCGGGCUGUCUUUGUCCAGUCUUUGCUCAAACUAUACCUUUGUCCCUAGUUGUAUCCUGAAUUUAAAUCGUAAUCUAAAUCAUAAUAGCAUGCGCCAAAUCUCCGUCUUCUCGCACUCGUUCUACUGAGAACUCUACUUCAUCACAGGUAACUAACCUAGUGCCAACUAAAUCGAAAUUCAAAAAUGAGUGCCUACAUAAAAGGGCAGAUGGAUAACCUCAAUAAUUGCAUGGUCCACGAUGGUACGCAGGCCUGGACCAUGGUGUCGAUAUACAUAGAUGGCGUUAUACGCAAGAACAGGGUUAUAUGUUUACUCAGACAGUUGGAGAAUGAUAUCGACAGUUGGCUCUCACCAAACCAAAAACCCGAGAGACUGGCAUUCUACCUCGAGGACAACUCUAGCCGCGCAUAUUCGGCGAAGUCUUACAGAAUCCGGGGUAGACUGUCUCCAGGAGAUCUCAGUCAGAUGGGAGUAGUGUCGGUCGGAGAGGAUGGAGACACGGCUCGUCCGGCCACACCACGAUCGGAGAUGGAAGAUAUGACGAGAAGAGAGGUCGAAGAGAUCAGGUUGUAGGUGAGGUGAGAGAAAGCCUGAUGAUGUGGGUGGCUUGCGGCGCUAUGUUACCCAUGCCGUGACCCGUGUCAAGUAGGUAACUUGUAUGUUACUGACGAUGUUUCUUUU